Molecule: messenger RNA, 1143 nt
Organism: Lytechinus variegatus (green sea urchin)
Lineage: Eukaryota; Metazoa; Echinodermata; Echinoidea; Temnopleuroida; Toxopneustidae
Product: coiled-coil domain-containing protein 127-like
Exons: 3
Coding region: 127-732 (201 amino acids)
Source: RefSeq, a predicted model, not a curated record
CUUCAUGAGAUGUGACUCCCUGUGACUUACUCACUUAGCCUUCUUAGGCGUAAGUUACAUCUACGCUGGCGAUGCCCGCAUCAAAUGUACUAGAAGUAAGUUCGGUUCCACUGCUAAAUUAAAAGAAUGAAUAUUAUGAAUGAUCUAAAUAUCCUGCCUGAUCCACCGGAGACCUGGCAAGCAAAGAUCAGCAGGCUCGUUCGAGAUGUUUUUCUCCCGUAUGCAGUUCCUUACGUUAUUCCAGCUUUUCUAAGUUGGAAAGUUUCGAGAAGUCUUCAUGUUGAUCCAAACGACAAGAUUUCCUCGUUGCAAGCUGAAAUCAGGAGGUUAAAAUUUGAAAUUGAAAACUUCCAUGGCCAUAUCACCGACACACAGCAAAAAGAAUACCAAAAGCAUAUUCAGAUGAAUCGGGACCUGGAUGCGAUAUCCAACAUGCUCGAAGAACGCCAGGAUAUCUACUGCAGUCCCUUCAAGCAUAAAGAAACAAGACUAAAACUGGAGAAGAAACUCCGAGAGUAUGUAGUCGAGCGCCCCUAUGAAAGGGAGUUGAAACUUUUCAGUGGCAUAGAAGAGAUACUGGAGAAAGAUUGCCAUUGCGGAGGAAACAGAAGUGAAAAUGGCUGCCUCAUGUGGGUAUAUAUGGAAUUGUGGAGGACAAGAGCACGGCUCAAUAUGCAAGAAAAUGUCAUCCUCAAAAUGAGAGCAUAUGAUCUAAAGGAGAAAAAAAAGUAAACUGAUGGAAUAAAGACAAAAAUCAUUUUUCUACUCAUUGCCAUUGCUGUAGUACUAAUGACUGUAACUUGGCUUCGUUUGGUGGAAAAGUAGGGGAGUUUGAAUCUCUUUCCAAUUAUCUGAUAUAUACUGGAUAUAUUUUUUGACAUGACUUUUUUGUUGGAGUGUGGUAAUAAUUAAAUUCACUCAUUAAAGCGACCUUCCACAGGGUCUACGGAAUGGGAUCGCGGUACAGUGGGUAUGGUGCAUGCUGGCGCUGUGCAUGUCUUUUGGGCGCUGGCGGUGCUCGCACAAUCGACACUUUUGGCAGGGCAAGGGAACUAAGAGGUUUCGUAACAUGGGACUUGCAAGCGGGGCGGGGUGGCUUUUUAAUGGAACUUUUGUCAUUUGGAGUAUCUAGAAAACUGAAAA